AGUCGGGUUUCAGUCGCCGCCGCUGCCGCACGCAAUGCAGCGCUUCGUUGUUAUAUUCAUACUCCUAUCGGUGCGCUCGCGCACGGCAUACGUGACAACACCGUCAUUCGCGAACCGCCUAGACCGUCUCUACGAGAAACUAGAUAAACUAACCACCACAGAACUGAAGGAGGAAACUCCUCACGAAAAGUUGUAUGAGAAAUUGGAGAAGCUAAAUUCUUUGACGCCAGAUAAAGUUUUGCCGGAUGAUGAUGAAGAAGUGUUGUCGGCUAUGCAGAUGUGGGGCAAAAUGAAUGCUGAUCAGGUCGAUGGUGUAGUUAAAGACCUGCAGAGUGUGAAAGAGUAUAGGGAUUAUGGAAAGAGUGAAAGGAUCACUGAUGAAGAUAGUGAUGCGGAUUGGAACGAUGUGGAUUCAACAGAAGACGAUUAUCCAAUGGACUGGUACCACGAUGAAGAGCCAGAGACGACAGUCCGACCAGCGGUGACGCCGUCUGCCUUCACCCGUCUAGGGUUCGACUAUAGGGAAACUGUUGUGUCCGCCGUGGACCCCAUAGCUGCGACUAACGAGCGACCGAGGAUCAUGGACGAUUCAUUCCUAACGCCUUUGGAGAAGAUAAGGCUAAAAAGAGCAGCGUUUGCAAAUAUAGCAGCUGUGCUUAAAACCGGCAAAUGUUCUGAACCACAACCACGGUGGCUCACAGUCAGACAACUUGCACCUGCAGCUAAUAUUGUAUACAUGCCUCCGUGCGUACAGCUACACCGCUGCGCUCCAGACUCUGGUUGUUGUUAUGAUGAAGCUGAAGUGUGCGCGCCUGUGGCGGGAGAGUAUAUCGCUCUGCCAUUCUAUUUACAAAAAGCUGACGGCAACCGCAGUAUCGCUCGGAUGCAGUUCUUCAAUCAUACACAAUGCGCAUGUGUCUCCCGUGAAACUCUGCAAACGACUGUCCGUACGAGAGUGGAGUCGCCAAAGGGAGAACCAUCGAGAGUACAGGACAGUUUAAAAUCGAGCAGCAAAGAACGCCAGAACGACUGGCGUCAGUCCACAGAAGAGCCAAGUCUGGAGAAGGAAGAUGUACAUACAGCACCGCCACAGUUGCGUAGGUGCACCUGUCCAACAUUAUUCAUCGCGCGGCCCUUCGAAAAUGGCGUUUGUUCGUGUGUCUGCGAGUGGACGGAUCCCGCCCGCAGAAGGGACUGUCAGUCGCUCGCGCGCGGACGGGAGCAUUUCGGCAUGAGAGAUCGAGUUUGCAUCGGUGAUGGGGAUUGCAACCCGCCGACUUGCGAGUUCGGACUGUACGACCACUCUGCGGGCAGGUGUCCCCUUAGAAGGGAUCGGAGGAAGCGCAACCAUCACCGGACGAGACCCUAACCGCUAUUCACGCGCACGUGUACAUUAAGACUAACACUCACUGUGCAAUUACACGAGGCACGGUCUUUUAGUGCUGUUUCAGAAGCGCUUUAGACUGUAGUGCAUACGCUUGUGCAUCGUAUUCUCAGGACAGGGUACUUAAAGUCCCUGUACAUGAACAUUGUCUGGAUGAAUACGCCCAGGCGUGUAUACACAUGGCGAGGUUGUCCGUUUAAGCAGUAGUCGAUAGAUAACCUCGCCAUGCGCUCAAUUUGCAUCUACAGAAUCAACAGGUUCCAGCAACUUAGAGUCUUCGAUGCGGCUUUAAUGUCAUAAAUGAACGAGAGGCAAUACAUCAUCCGUCUCUUGUAAUUGAGCGCAUAUUCAGCACCACCAUCCAAUUUUAUUAACGAACAUUCAAAUUGACUCACGUUUCCACAUCCCAAAGCUACGUCGCGUUGUGUAUACACGCCUUAACAUUUGACUUCGCAGUCGAAAUAUUGUGGACGUCGACCGGCGGGUCUACCCCGUAACUGAGUCAUAUUAUCGUUAUCGUAUAAAAAAGUUAGCCUGAAGUUUAUACGUGGAAAAAAUAUAUAUACAUAUUUUACGCAACAGCUCCAACUUUGAUUCAAACCGCCAAGAGUAUUAAAUUCUAAUUCAAUAGCAUUAUAGGAUAUUAAGUUCGCAUGUUACUGGAUAGACCCUCGGGCAGUCCUAUUACGAGUUUAGAGAGUCGAAAUACUCGAUAUCAAUCGCUUUUAUAAUUAAAUGAUAAAUCGUAAAUCUUGGUAGUUACCACUAGGGGCGCAACAUCCUUAAUGAAUUCGAGAUGUAAAUUUAUGCUGUGUUUGUCGGACAAAUUUCAAUAUAGGAUCUUGAUAAACUAAACUCAGCCUAACAACCAACGGAUCAAAAUAAACUCAGCCUAACAACCAAGAAGGAAGUAAGGCCCGAGAGUUUAUUUUUAAAAAGUAAAAUUAUUUAGAAUAUUAUUUUCUACACUAAAUACUUAUAGAUCCUAUAAUUACUUACUCGCACUUUCAACUUUCAAGGCGCUUCUAACUCGCCUUUCGGACUGUAUUAGUUGGUGCUCAGUAGCUCGGUGGCGUAGUGGAUAAGCGCCACGGCCCGCGAUCAUAGUCGUUAAGCAACUCUCGCAAGGGUCGGUCACGGGAUGGGUGACCAAAAAAUUAUUAUCUCGAGCUACUCCGUGCUUCGGAAGGCACGUUAAGCCGUUGGUCCCGGCAGCAUUUACAGUCGUUAAUACCCUCCAAUCCGCAUUGGGCCAGCGUGGAGGGUCAUGGCCCAUCCUCUUAAUCAUCCAUAAGGAAGGCCUGAGCCCCUGCAGUGGGGACGUAAAAGGGCUAGUGAUGAUAGUUGGUGCUCACGCCAAAAUUGUAUUUAUUGUUUAUAAUUAUUAGAUUGGACACUUGUAUUUCUUCAAAUAUUUUUUUUACGUUCACAGUUAUUAAUAUAUUUUAGAUUUCGUGCCGAUUGUCUGUUAGCUUGAUUAUUUUCACCUCAAAAAUGUGUGUUUUCAACUAAAAAUCUCCAAAUUAGAGCAUUUCAAGAAUCUACCAAUAUAAUUUAAGAAUUCUUCUUUUUAUAAUAAAUAUGUUUACUUUUAACCAGUUUACUUAAAUAUGAACGCAUUAAGUGUGCCAUAAAAUAAGUCAAUACACUAAUUAUAUGUUAAUAUAAUUAAUUAUAAAUUAAGAAUGAUGUACGUAGAUUUAAGGGUAGGUAAAUUUUAUAUUGUUAUAAUUUAAUUUAUUAUUAUAGGAUAAUGUACUUAGUAAGUCGAUUGCCUGCUUGCAUAAUACUUCAUUUUUGAGACAAAGAAUGAGAUUGUAUACAUAUAAGUUAAUUAUAAGCUGUAAAUAAAUAUCUUAUGU
Molecule: messenger RNA, 3246 nt
Organism: Diatraea saccharalis (sugarcane borer)
Lineage: Eukaryota; Metazoa; Arthropoda; Insecta; Lepidoptera; Crambidae
Source: the annotation of a GenBank genome assembly